This is a messenger RNA of Condylostylus longicornis, 2696 nucleotides long. RefSeq names its product protein KRI1 homolog. Gene Ontology annotation, cellular component: nucleolus; 90S preribosome. The record is from RefSeq and is a predicted model, not a curated record. NCBI's taxonomy places the organism in Eukaryota, Metazoa, Arthropoda, Insecta, Diptera, Dolichopodidae. Gene Ontology annotation, biological process: endonucleolytic cleavage in ITS1 to separate SSU-rRNA from 5.8S rRNA and LSU-rRNA from tricistronic rRNA transcript (SSU-rRNA, 5.8S rRNA, LSU-rRNA). Bases 83 to 2428 code for a protein of 781 amino acids. The transcript has 6 exons.
CGUGUUAAAUAUUUAAUUAGUUUCUUUGGUUUGAAAUACUUUCAAUUUUUUGAUCAGAAAGAAUUUAAAUUUUUUUCGCAAUAUGGGAAAAAUUUCUCUUUUUGAAAAUGAAUCCGCCUCAGAAGAUGAAUUGGAGGUCAAAUUUAAUCCAGAAUAUGCAAAGUCUUAUAACAAAUUAAGGCAGAAAGAGUUGCUUAAGAAAUUAAAAGAUGAAGAUUCAGAUAGCGAUUCCGAAGAGUCUGAUUCUAGCGAGGACGAAGAAGACAUAGAUCCUGAAUUUGAUAAGGAAUUUUUUAAAACGCUGUCAUCAUUAAAAAGUAAAGAUCCAAAAAUUUAUGACAAGGAAACAAAGUUUUUUAGUGAAUUAAAAAGUGACCAAGGUUUAGAAGAUUCAAAAAGCAAGAAAUUGAAACCGUUAAUGAUAAAGGAUUAUGAAAGAAAAAUAAUAUUGGAAAAGGGUGGGAAAUUCGAAGAUGAUGAAUCUGAAGGAGAAACAAAAGUUGAGCGACCGCUGUCACCAAGUUACGUAGAAGAGCAAAAAAAAAUUAAAGCACAAAUUUCUAAAGUUUUGAACGAAAGUGACGAAGAAAAUGAAGAUUUUGGAAUGAUUUUUAAGAAAAGGAUUAAGUCUAAAGAGGAGAAGGAUAAAGAAGAUGAAGAAUAUAUACAGUGGCUGGCUGGUCAAAAAGACGAUGUUGAAGAGUCUACAAAGAAAAGUUUAAGACCUCUUAAACAGUUCUGGGACAAUCCUGAGCUUCCAAAAAACGAAAAAUUUUUAAGAGAUUAUGUUUUAAAUAAAGGAUACAUUGAUACAGAUAUUCAUGAAAUACCGACUUAUGAAGAAAUUGUUGGUGAUGCAAAUUUAAGUGAAGAUGAAAAAGAAUUGGAGAAACAAGCAGAAUUUGAGCAGAAAUAUAAUUUUCGUUUUGAAGAACCUGAUCAAGAGUUUAUAAAAAGAUAUCCCCGUACAAUUGAGAACUCUGUGCGUAGAUCUGAUGAUAGUCGCAAAAGAAAAAGGAAUGAAGCUAAGGAAAGAAAAUUAAAAGAAAAAGCUGAUAAAAUGAAAGAAUUAGAGAUUUUGAAAGAAAUGAAACGAAAGGAAAUUGAAGAUAAAAUAAAUAAACUAAAGGAAGUCACGGGUAAUGAAAAUUUAGCAUUCGAAGAAAAUGAAUUGGAAAGUGAUUUUGAUCCGGAAACACAUGAUAAAAGAAUGAAGGAAAUAUUCAACGAAGAAUAUUAUCAAGUUGAUGAAGGGGAAGAAAAGCCAAGUUGUCCUGAUUUAGAGGAGUUGAAAAUCGAAGAUUGGGAUAAUUUUGAUCCAAAAAAAGAAGAUGAGGAUGACGAAGAUAAUUAUGAAUUGCAUUGUGAAGAUGAAAAUUUUAACAUGGAUUGCGACUAUGAUCCGAACUCGAAGGAAAAACUGCAAAAAGAGCUAAUAGAAAAUAUCAAAGGCAAACGUAAACGUAGACGUAGAAAUAAAUUUAUGGAAAUGAUAAAAGAAGAAAAACCUGUUUUCGAUCCAAAAGAUGAAAAAACUUACGCUCAAUAUAUAGAUGAAUAUUAUAAAAUGGAUUGUGAAGAUUUUAUUGGAGAUAUGCCCUGUCGCUUCAAAUAUGUAGAAUGUGAACCAAAUGAUUUUGGCUUGACAAUCGAAGAAAUUUUAUUAGCUAAAAACAAAGAACUGAAUCAAUGGGCAAGCCUCAAAAAAGCUGUUCAAAUUAGACCAUCCCAUAUAGAUAAAAAGGAGCGACGUUUAUAUCAAAUGAAGGCUCAAAAUGAAGCAUUAAAACGAAAAAUAUUUACAAGUCUAUAUGGAGAACCAUCUGAUGAAGAAAAUGAUCAGCAAGAGGAAAUUGCGGAUUCAAAUAAUAAGGAUGCAAAUGGCUUAUGUGAUACUACUAAAGAAAAGAAAAAAAAGAAAAAGAAGAAAAAGAAAUCCUUGUCAGGGGCUAAUACUGAAGUUAGUAAAAUAGAAAACAAAGUUGCAAAAAUCAAUGAACCAGAAGUUUCAAAUAAAACAUCGAAAUCGUCAACAAAUUGUACAAAUAUGCGAAAUGAUCAUGAAAAUCCCGGUAAUCUUGUUAAAACAACUGAAACUGAAAAAGGUAAACCGGUUGAAAAUCUAAUGCAACAAUCAGAAGAUAAACCAUUAAAAAAGGGAAAAAAUAAAAUAUUAAAUAUAUCUAAAUCAAAAAAUAGCAAACAAGCUGAACAAGGAAUUUCGCAAAAGUCUAAAAAUAUCAAAAAAAGUAAUUUCAAAACGAAAAAUCAAAAUAAUAAUAGCAAAAUUAGCGAUGAACGUUUAAAAGCUUAUGGUUUGAAUCCAAAAAAAUUCUAUAAAAAAAUACAAUUUGCUAACAAACAAAACAAAAAUUGUAGCGAAAAUGCAAAAACUAAUAAGAAUAAACGCAAAAAUCCUUUUACGUAAACUUCAAGUGUUUAAUUGUAAAUGCAAAUAGUUCCGUUAUUGAUUUUCUCUUUGAGUAGAAAGCAUAAAUGUAGGAAAUCCCAUAUAGGCUAUAAAUAUGCUUUGAAUAGAAAGCAUACGAGUAUAAGAAAGAUAAAACUUUUCCCUUUACUAAAAGCAAAAGCUUGUAGGGUAAAUUUAAUUUAAUCGCAAAUAAGUCAAUUUUAACGCAGUGCUAUCUCUGAAACGAUUGCACUUUAAAUACUGUACUGAUUAAUUAAACUUUUUC